CUAAUGAGUGUCUAGACAUGAGAAAGCGAGGGACAGCUGACUUGGGAGUCGAAAGCAGAUCCAUUCAGAACAAUAAUUAUUUUAGCCUGCUAAACUGAUUCCAGAAUUAAUCAACUCAAGGAUACAAGAGUCAUGGAGAGGAAAAGUCCCCCUGGCAAGAAGUUUCUCAGCAAACCCCAGAUUUCUCGUUGCCUGGGCAACACAAUGGACGUGCAUGCCAUCGACCCCCGUGCUGGAAGGAUGCUGAUGACCAAAGUGCACCGAAAUAGGCACAAGCAUCGUUAUGACAAUAACAACCAUCAGAUGAAGAUAAAGCCUGAUCUGAACACAACACUACCAGUCCGACAGACGGCAUCUAUCUUUAAACAGCCUGUCACUAAGGUGACCAACCAUCCAAACAAUAAGGUGAAGACAGACCCCCACAAGGCUGUGGACCAACCAAGACAGCUGUUUUGGGAAAGAAAACUGAGUGGGCUGAGUGCAUUUGACAUCGCGGAGCAGCUGGUAAAAACCAUGGAACUGCCAAAGGGUCUUCAAGGUGUAGGCCCUGUGUGUUCAGACAAGACUCUGCUGUCUGCCAUAGCCAGCGCCUUACACACCAGCCCAACCCCUGUCACCGGGCAGCUGACGGCAGCUGUGGAGAAGAACCCUGGAGUCUGGCUCAACACAGCUCAACCUCUCUGCAAGGCCUUUAUGGUGACAGAUGAGGAUAUUAGGAAGCAGGAGGACCUGGUGCACAACGUGAGGAGGAGGUUGGAGGAAGCCCUCAUGGCCGACAUGCUGGCUCACAUAGAGGACGCUAACACACUUGUAGAGGUGGAAGCAGACACAUCGAAGGAAGAGGAGACUGAGCCAGUGGACAAAGAGGACUCAUAGCCAAGGAUCAGUAACUGCUAGAGAACUGACUGGAACGCAGUAUUCACACCACAAAUACACAGGACUUUUAUUAUUAUUUUUUUUUUUUAUUGCAUUUGUCAACAUGAUGGUGCUCAUCCCAUUCUCACCAUGGAUCUGCAGAUCAGCCCUUGUGGAUUGAAUCAAAAUAUAUUUUAGACCAGUAUAAAUUGGAGCUAUAGAAAUAUGUUUUAUGUCUGGGGAGAGACUGUGAAGUUCAGCGUUUCUAAUUAAUUUGCUUUUAUUUUUUACUUUCACCAAUGUUGGAAUGUUGGCAAAUAUGAUGGUGCUCUGAACAAUUCAGCCUUGUUAACUUUUUUGUGAACAUGUUUCACAAGGUCAAAGUUGAAACCACAGAAUUAAUAUCAAAAUGUUUGUGUUUCACUCUGAUUGUGUCUGUCUGCGCGGUGUAGAUGUAUGGAUGAAUCGGAGGGCAAUGCACUGUAGUGUAUGUAUUUUGAUUUUAAUGGUUCCAUUGUAUUGUUAUGUACUACUCUGGACCUGUUUAGUGUAUUAUUUACCCUGAGGUGCAGUGUGUGCCACCACUAUUGUGCAGACUGGGUCAGACGACAACAGGCUUACAAUUAUCUGAGGCUUUUGGCUGACCUUUCAAGAGAUUACCUGUGUGAUCAUUGAACAUGGUUGAUGUAUGUACUGGAUGUAAUUUUACGUACAGUGUCUUGAUCCUCCAUCUGGUUGCCAGUUUCAAAUAACCCAUUUGCCCUGAUUCUUAGUCCCUAGAUACUGCCAUUUAAUAAACAAUCAGCCCUGAUUCUUAUUCUAUUUAAGCCAUAGGGGUGUAGUCACAUUUCCCUCCAGUCUGUCAGAAUGGUCAUAAAAAUGUUAUUACUCAUCCAGUCCUUUUCUAUCUUUUCAGGUGCCAUGUAUGAUUUGAUGUUUGAGUGUCUGGUUUUUUGCUUUUUAAACUUUAUCUGGGCUGUUGGUGAUGAGUAAUACUGCUCUCACUUGUCUGAACAGUAAUCUUCUCUCAAUUCAAUAUGGUGCUGAAUUUGUCUGUUUUUGUUGUAUGUAGAAAUAUGUUCUUGUAUUCCAUUAAUGACCUGCCAGUAGAUAUUAUGGCUGUUACAGAUGGACCACUACUCUGAAAUAGUUGCCUGUUUGGGAUUUUGUAUUUUUUAUAUUUCUUUGACAAUACAAAUUGUUUUGAAGCAAACUUUGAUGUCAAUUUACAUUUAGGCAUUUGAUAUUUGAUAGCCUACAUACCAAAUAGAGAUAGCUUCUAAACUGAAAAGAUAAAAAUGGAAAGAGGACGUUGCUUCUUUUUUAGGUUUAAAGUUGAUCCAAAUAUGGAUCUUGUUAUGUUAACCUUUGUUAAAAAGUCAAAUAUCAAGUCAUUUGAUUAAAAAAAAUAUUGAGUAGUAAAUAAA
Messenger RNA from Hypomesus transpacificus, 2282 nucleotides. RefSeq names its product methyl-CpG binding domain protein 3a (gene mbd3a). The transcript has 7 exons. The record is from RefSeq and is a predicted model, not a curated record. Lineage: Eukaryota; Metazoa; Chordata; Actinopteri; Osmeriformes; Osmeridae. Bases 133 to 876 code for a protein of 247 amino acids.